AGUGUCAUUUGAAUGCUAUACUAAAUAUGUAAAAUAAUUGCAUAUGUACAUAUAUCAGUGCCUUAAGCAUUGCCUGAGAGAAAAGUUUCUUCGUUUUCAAGAUCCUCUCAUCCCGCUUUAAUGAAGCUAUUAAAAGAGUGAGUUCAUUUGUAUGUAUAUAUGUAUGUAGGGGUCGGUUUUGCAACUUAACGGUUGCGUAGUAAAUUGUAACAGUUAUUUAUACUUCUAAUGGUUAGUGCAAAUAUUCAGGUUUUGUUGCUAUUUCAGAAUGUUGAAAUCGUGUUGAACGCAUUUAGUUAGACAUACAAAGCAUUAUCACUUAGCUACCUACCAUUAAUGCUAUACGAGUAUGCACAGGUACAUAUGCAUAUGUGUUUGUAUGCAGGGUAAUUGAGGAAGUAUGUACCAUCUAUUUUAUCUUGGCUGCAGUUAAUCUCAUCAAAUGAUAGUCAACAAGUGCAGUAGUGAACGCUCGCUGAUUGGUGACUAAAUGAAAUGGAAAUGAAUUGGGAUCUGCGAAGAUAACCGACAGCUCAAGUGUUUAACUAACAGUAUCUGUAACAGUUAUGGAAUAAAUUAAAAGGUUAUGGUGUUUCUUAAGAGCAGAAAACGUUUGAAAUAAAACAGUUUCGGACACAUCUGCUACACAUUACUACGAAAUACCUGCCUCAAAGAUAAAGAUUAAAACAUGUCAUCUAAACAUCAGCAAUUCACACCGAAGAGACACUUCACUGCCAUUGUCAUGUUUCCUGCCAUUAUCAUCUACGCAAUUCUCAUUACAUUGCCACAUUGUACGCUUGCCGGCAGCUAUGCGUUCAAGCCCAAUAUGCUUUCAUUGAAUGUAGCACAACAUCAGCAACAACAAUAUCAACAACAAAAUCAACCCAUGUCUGCGUUGGCUUCUAAGGUACUCUUUCACAGUCCGUCAAUAGCGAAUAUCUACAAGGAGAUGAUAGUCUCUUCGAAACCCUUACAUCUUCGCAAACACGGUAAUGGGUCGAAAGCGAAGAAAACUAAGAAGGACUCUAAAAUCUAUUAUAUACCAAUACCACCCAUGCCUUAUCGUUAUAUACCCGGUGUUGGUUUGGACUAUCAACCAACGAAAAUUAAACCUAUCCUCCAGGAAACACCACUAGCGUCUGGCAGUAUGACUGGUUUGAAUGAAAUAGCUCAUGUGAGUAGUGGCAACGGCGGUGCGCCAACAAUUAGCUCUCAGCAGACCACAACGCUGAACCGAAAAAGCGAAAAUAAUUUGGCUGUCUUUAACAAUGACAUGGCGGCUUAUGGAGGCGCAAAUAUAAACGAAAUUCAAGUAAAUCCCUAUAGACCGACAGUUAGCGUGGGCGGGGAAAGUAAAUUCCAUCGUAUGGAUCGCGGUGAUUAUUUUUUCAAUGGACGACCAUUUAGACUGCAAGUGGCGCAUGCGCAACCAAAGAAUCAAUUAACGCCACUUAAUCUUAAGUCUAAACUUUAUUUUAAUAAAAAAAUUAUUUAUUAA
This is a messenger RNA of Ceratitis capitata (Mediterranean fruit fly), 1498 nucleotides long. RefSeq lists its product as uncharacterized. The record is from RefSeq and is a predicted model, not a curated record. Lineage: Eukaryota; Metazoa; Arthropoda; Insecta; Diptera; Tephritidae. Bases 689 to 1498 code for a protein of 269 amino acids. The transcript is spliced from 3 exons.